Messenger RNA from Camellia sinensis, 1193 nucleotides. RefSeq names its product nudix hydrolase homolog 16 (gene NUDT16). Gene Ontology annotation, molecular function: hydrolase activity. Gene Ontology annotation, cellular component: nucleus; cytoplasm. NCBI's taxonomy places the organism in Eukaryota, Viridiplantae, Streptophyta, Magnoliopsida, Ericales, Theaceae. The record is from RefSeq and is a predicted model, not a curated record.
UCUCUCUCUUCUCUCUUCCCCUCUCGUUUCGUUAACGGCACAACAAUAGUAGCAAGAGCAUUUUUUUUCAAUGUGCAUGUGCGUGUGCUUGACGACAAUGGCGAAUAGAGAGAGUACAUCAAUGCAGAUGAUUUCAAUAGUUGUUUGUUAACCCAAAUUCUUCAUAGUGUGAGUCAAAUGGUUUUUUUUUUUCAACAUUUAAAAUGUCUGUGGUUGUGAUUUCAAUGGCUGAUGAUCGAAAUUGUGCAUAGAAAGAGAGAGAGAUUCAAAAUAAGAGUUGUUAUUGUUGAUUAUUAUUAAUCAGCAUGUCUGAUUUGGUGGCCCGCACCGGUCGGCAUCAGCAGCGCUACGAGGACGGUUGUCGUCUUGUUUCUGGGUGCAUUCCAUACAAGUAUAGGGAUUCCGAUGAACGUAGUGAUGCCAGCUCAGAGAGGAUUCUUGAGGUGCUUAUGAUCAACUCGCCUAGUGGACCAGGUCUUUUGUUUCCAAAGGGAGGCUGGGAGAAUGAUGAAACUGUUGAGGAGGCAGCAGAAAGAGAAGCUGUUGAAGAAGCUGGAGUUCGAGGGGACUUGAUGGGGUUCCUGGGAGAAUUUGACUUCAGGAGCAAAACACACCAAGAUGAGUUUAGUCCAGAAGGUCUAUGUAGAGCUUCGAUGUUUGCUUUGCUUGUGAAGGAGGAGCUUGAGUCAUGGCCGGAGCAGAGCACCCGAAGUAGAAAAUGGCUAACCAUAUCUGAAGCAGCCAAGAACUGCAGGCAUGCAUGGAUGAGGAAUGCUCUGUUACAAUUCAGCAAGUGGCAUGAUGAAAAAAUGAUGAAUACAGGUGAAGAAGACUGCUCAAAUCAAGAUUGAUUUGGUAAGCAUGCACAGGUAACAAUUUCACAAGCUAGCAUCUCUGCUGGGAUCAUUUUUUUUUUUCUUGCAAACAGAUCGGUAUUAACAACAUUUAUGUUUUUUAUGUUUGGUCUAAUUCCGUGAAUAUUCACUGGUUCUAGUUCAAUUUUGUAUGUUACCAGUCUUUUUUCUUUUCUUUUUCCUACUGUCCUCUCUUAUGUAAUUUAAUUUGAGAGGAGAAAGCAUAUACCAGAUUCCUUAUAUGGUUAGAUGAUUUUUUUUGUUUUGUUUUGUUUUUCCCUCAUUCUGAAGAAAGGAAUGGGACCUUUUAUGAAUUUGACCACUCAAGAUCUUUGCAUA